AGACUGAUGAGGAUUCUUCUUCUCCUGUGAAAGAAAAAAAAAAGAAAACCUUACCCGCUCCUCUAAAACCCUCGUCUUCUCCGAUCUCUUCCCUCCUAUCCGGUUAGAUUUCAUUAACAAAUUCAAUCGCACGCUGAUACAUUUCUUCUUCGGUUUCCUUCUAAUUAAGCUUCUGUUAUUCACCUCGUUGCUGUUCCCCGGUUACUCAAAAUCAUCGCAAAAGGAUGAAGCUUAGGCUCUGUAGCGGCUUAACAAGACCUGGGCUCUUACUAGUCCACUUCAUGCCGCCAUCUUUUCACUCCCUCUCUCACAAUAAACGACAUGGGUUAGCUCUAAACCUCCACUGCGCUAUCGCAAGUCGGAGACUUUCUUCGGACUCACCCAAAAGGGAAAGGUACCGUUCCUCUUCGGGACGUCGCGACAAAGACAACAAAGUAAAGAGAGAUUCUUCUUCCUCCUCCCUGUACACCCGUCCUAGCUUAUUCGAAAUGAACAAGGAGAAAGCAGCCAACCGCGCCAGGGUUUACGAGUUCCUACGCGGGGUUGGGAUCAUCCCCGACGAGCUCGACGGUCUCGAGCUUCCCGUGACAUCCGACGUGAUGAAAGAGCGUGUAGAUUUCCUCCGCAAGCUGGGGCUCACGGUCGAAGACAUCAACAACUACCCUCUCGUUCUCGGCUGCAGCGUUAAGAAGAACAUGGUUCCGGUUCUAGACUAUCUAGGGAAGCUAGGCGUGAGGAAGUCUACGUUCACUGAGUUUCUUAGAAGGUACCCGCAGGUUCUGCACGCUAGCGUUGUGGUUGAUCUCGCGCCUGUGGUUAAGUAUCUCCAAGGGCUUGAUAUCAAACCGGUCGAUGUGCCUAGAGUGCUUGAGAGGUAUCCGGAAGUGUUGGGGUUUAAGCUUGAAGGGACUAUGAGCACGUCGGUUGCUUAUCUGAUUGGUAUAGGUGUAGCUAGGAGGGAGAUUGGUGGUAUUUUGACUCGUUACCCCGAGAUUUUGGGGAUGCGUGUGGCUAGGGUGAUUAAGCCUCUUGUUGAGUAUCUUGAGGCUCUUGGUAUACCUAAGCUGGCUGUAGCUAGGUUGAUUGAGAAGCGUCCUCAUAUUCUCGGGUUCGAGUUGGAUGAUACGGUGAAACGUAACGUGCAGACGUUGCAAGAGUUCAAUGUGAGGGAAGCUUAUCUUCCUUCUGUGAUCGCGCAGUAUCCUGAGAUCAUGGGGAUAGACCUUAAACCUAAGCUCGAGACGCAGAUGAAGCUGCUUUCUUCGGCUAUUGAUCUAAACCCUGAGGAUCUGGGCUCUUUGGUGGAGAGGAUGCCACAGUUUGUUAGCUUGAACGAGUCGCCUAUGCUGAAGCACAUUGCGUUCCUUAAAGAGUGUGGCUUCUCGAUCGAUCAGACGAGGGAGAUGGUGAUCGGGUGUCCUCAGGUUCUGGCUUUGAACAUUGGGAUCAUGAAGCUUAGCUUUGAGUACUUCUUAAAGGAGAUGAGAAGACCUCUUCAGGAUCUUGUGGACUUCCCUGCGUUCUUUACUUACGGGUUGGAGUCGACGGUGAAGCCGAGGCACAAGAGGGUGUUCAAGAAGGGGAUUAAAUGUUCGUUGGCUUGGAUGCUGAACUGUUCAGAGGAGAAGUUCGAACAGAGGAUGAGUUAUGAUACUAUAGAUAUAGAGGAAGUUGAGUCCGGUCCAGCUUCUUUUGACAUGAGUACGUUGAUGCAACCCGAAAGAGAGGAAGAGGAGGAGUCUGAUUCUGAGUACGAGGAAGAGGAAGAGGAAGAUGAUGAAGACGAGGAGUUUGCUUAAACCAGAGAGAUGGGAGAUUUGGACAAUGAAUCGGAACUAAAGUUUCUGUCUUGAUGGAUGAUCAGUUCGAACGGAACAGAUUUCUUUGUUGAUUUAGAAUCUCUUAUCAUUGUAACGAUUCUUUUUGUUCAUGUUGAUAACAUCACAAUGUACUAUUCAGACAAUGAAUUGGUAGUUAAAGUUUGUGUGUCUCA
This is a messenger RNA of Raphanus sativus (radish), 1993 nucleotides long. Its product is annotated as transcription termination factor MTERF4, chloroplastic. NCBI's taxonomy places the organism in Eukaryota, Viridiplantae, Streptophyta, Magnoliopsida, Brassicales, Brassicaceae. The coding region runs from base 225 to 1799 and encodes 524 amino acids. The record is from RefSeq and is a predicted model, not a curated record. Gene Ontology annotation, biological process: regulation of DNA-templated transcription. Gene Ontology annotation, molecular function: double-stranded DNA binding. The transcript has 2 exons.